Messenger RNA from Cyclocybe aegerita, 558 nucleotides. The record is from the annotation of a GenBank genome assembly. NCBI's taxonomy places the organism in Eukaryota, Fungi, Basidiomycota, Agaricomycetes, Agaricales, Hemipholiotaceae.
UGCGUUUCUCAAGCACCACCCUUGCUCUCCUCUCCCUGCUCACCAUCGCCCUCGCAGCACCCAUCGAUGAUGGGUUGAUCGCCGGGCGUAGUGUUGGGGUUGUGGAGCGCGAAGCCGUACCACCGUCCUGGAGGCGUGACGCAGAGGCCGAAGCAGCACCACUAGCCUGGAGACGAGAGGCAGUACCGCCGUCGUGGAGGCGCGACGCAGCGGCGGAGGCAGCACCACCGCCAUCAUGGAGACGAGAGGCUGCACCCCCUUCCUGGCGACGGGAGCCCAACGUUGAGGCGGCCGCCGCACCCCCCUCCUGGAGACGCGAACCAGAAGCAGAAGCGCAGGGUGGGAGGCCUCCCCCUGGCUGGAGACGCGAGCCCGACGCCGCUGCUGGACCCCCUUCAUACCCACCUGGUUGGAGACGCGAGCCCGACGCCAAAGCCGCCCCUCCCGACUGGAGACGUGAAGCUGGCCCUCCUGACUGGAGACGCGAACCCGAGGCCGAAGCAGCACCACCCCCCAGUUGGAGACGAGAGGCGGAGGCUGCCCCACCCAGUUGGUAAC